Molecule: messenger RNA, 3692 nt
Organism: Phodopus roborovskii (desert hamster)
Lineage: Eukaryota; Metazoa; Chordata; Mammalia; Rodentia; Cricetidae
Gene: Nom1
Product: nucleolar protein with MIF4G domain 1
Exons: 11
Coding region: 21-2567 (848 amino acids)
Biological process (GO): ribosomal small subunit biogenesis
Cellular component (GO): nucleolus
Molecular function (GO): RNA binding; protein binding
Source: RefSeq, a predicted model, not a curated record
AGUUAGCCGUAUCUGCAGGCAUGGUCGCUGCCGGCCGUGGUGGCGCGCACCGGGGCAUGGCCCGCCCGAAGCGUCGCGGCGGUGGCCGCGGUCCCGGUGGCGGGGAGGGGGCCCUGAAGCGGCUGCGGCUGGCCGUGGAGGACUUCGUGCGGGCUACCUCCGAGAGCGAGGCCCCAGAGGGCCGGGAGGGCGGCGGCGCUGCGGCACGCUCCCGGCCCGGCGGGCGAAAGAGCCGCAAGGAGCUUCGGAAGCAGAAGCGACACCUGAGGAAAGCGCGGCGCCUGCAGAGGACGGGGGGCUCCGGGGGCGGGGACCAAGAGGGUAGCGUCGGCCCUACCGGCGGCCGGGAGGCUCCCCCGCCCUCCGAGGCGCGGCCGACCCCCGCCAAGGCCAAGGCUCCCUCCGCUAACCUGAAGGCCGCGGCGACCCAAGCGAAGGCUAAGACGUCCGCUUCCACGGCUACGGCGAUCUCUACUAAGGCCAAGGCUAAAGAUGCUCCCGGGACUCGCGGUCCCGCCGCCGCCGCCGCCGCCCGGAAGCGGGCACUUCUAGCGGCCAACGAGGAGGAGGACCGAGAGAUCCGAAAGCUGGAGCGCUGCCUCGGUCUCAACAAGCGCAAGAAGAAGGGCGACGGCAGCUCGGUGCCGCUCAGCUUCGCGCGCGACGGGCUGGAUUACAUUCUAGGGGCCCUGGAAUGUGGCAGAAGCGGCGGCCUGUACGAAAGCAGUGAGGAGGAGGAGGAAGAAAAGGGGGACACUGGACAGACACUCAUGGAGAGUGACCUAGAGGACAGUUCCGAGGAAAGUGGGGAGGACUCAGACUCGACAGAGCAGCGGGAGGAUCAGGAGGAUGCAAGCUUGCAAAAUGAGAAAGAAGCAGAAAGUGGAACUCUAGCAAGUAAAGGGAGGAAGACAGUCCGUUUUGCAGAGGCGGUAGAAAAGAGCGAAAGUUCUUCGGAAGAUGACUCAGAGCACCAGGAGAGUCACUGUGGUGAAAAGUACAUCCCACCUCGGUUGAGGGUCGAGGAGACAGUGGAUGCCCAUAAGAAAGAAGAGCUAGAAAGGCUGAAGAAACACGUUAAAGGCCUAAUUAACAGGUUGAGCGAGCCAAACAUGGCAUCUAUAAGUGGGCAGCUGGAAGAGCUAUACAUGGCCCACAGCAGGAAGCACAUGAACGACACCCUGACCGCUGCCCUCAUGGAUGCCUGUGUCACUGCCUCAGCCAUGCCCAGCAGACUGAUGAUGGAGCACGUCCUCUUAGUCAGCAUCCUUCACCACACAGUUGGGAUAGAGGUUGGUGCUUGCUUCCUUGAGGCUGUGGUGAAGAAGUUUGAUGCCAUCUAUAAAGAUGGAGGUGAGGGGAAAGAACUGGACAACCUGUUUACCAUGAUUGCCCAUUUGUACAACUUCCACGUGGUACAGUCUCUCCUCAUCUUUGACAUUUUGAAGAAGCUUGUUGGAACUUUUACGGAAAAAGACAUUGAGCUGAUCCUGUUGAUGCUGAAAAAUGUGGGCUUUGCAUUGAGAAAAGAUGACGCCUUGUCACUUAAGCAGCUGAUCACAGAUGCCCAGGCCAAGGCCAGUGGGGCAGGCAGCAAGUUUCAGGACCAGAACAGGGUACGGUUCAUGUUGGAGACCAUGUUGGCUCUGAAGAACAAUGACAUGCGUAAAAUCCCUGGCUAUGAUCCUGAGCCUGUGGAGAAACUAAGGAAGUUACAGAGAGCACUGGUACGCAGUGCUGGCUCUGGUUCUGAGACUCAGCUCCGAAUCUCCUGGGAUGGCAUCUUAAAUGCGGAACAGACUGGCCGUUGGUGGAUUGUGGGGUCUGCAUGGAGUGGGACCCCAAUGAUCGACAACAGUCAUCAAACACAACUACAGAAGCCACUUGCAGGAACGGUUAGCUCCAAGAUGCUGGAGCUUGCAAGGAAGCAGAGAAUGAACACUGAUGUCAGGAGAAACAUAUUCUGCACUAUAAUGACAAGUGAGGACUUCUUGGAUGCUUUUGAAAAGCUGCUGAAGCUUGGGCUGAAAGACCAGCAGGAGAGAGAGAUUGUUCACAUCCUCAUGGAUUGCUGCCUGCAGGAAAAAACCUACAAUCCUUUCUACGCUUUCCUGGCUAGCAAGUUCUGUAGCUAUGAAAGGAGAUUCCAGAUGACUUUCCAGUUCAGCAUAUGGGACAAAUUUCGGGACUUAGAAAAUUUGACGUCCACUAAGUUCUCAAAUCUGGUUCAUCUGGUGGCACACUUGUUGAAGACAAAGUCACUUCCACUUUCUAUCCUAAAGGUGGUUGAAUUCAGUGAAUUGGAUAAACCCAGAGUCCACUUCCUACGGAGAGUGUUGACUGAGCUGUUGAUGGAAACAGAAGAAGAAGACCUGGGUUUAAUUUUCUCAAGAGUAUCUGAAAACCCAAAGCUGAGGAUGCUGCAAGAAGGCCUGAAACUCUUCAUUAGCCACUUCCUGCUGAAGCACACACAGACUCUCCAGAGUGCUGAGGAAGCCAGUCUGCUGAGAGAGCGGGCAGGCCUUGCAUCCAAGUCUUUACAAGGCAAAGCCAUACUGAGGAUGUAGCCAAAGGAUAGGGAACAUUUGACCAAGAGAUGUCAUUUAUGAAUUCAAAGACCUGUUCCAUCUCUGUAAGAACAAGAAGAAUUAUGCCAUGUUCUGUCAUGGUUUAAAUACUAUAUUUUCAGAUUUUUUUUAAAAUCUAGGGUUGUACUGUGUAUUUCAAAUGUAUAUGUAUGUAUAUAGCAGAUCAAAAGGAAGGGAGAGAGAAGAUGGAGCAUUGAGCCAUGAGAAGAGGCAAGAUCAUAAAUUGAUGAGGUUGUUUUGUUUUGUUUUAUGGUAUUUGUUUUGUUUUGUUAACCUUCUGAAAUAUUGGUUAAAAGUUCAGACAAUUGGCCAAGCAUGGUGGUGCAUGCCUCUAAUCCCAGCACUCAGGAGGCAUAGGCAGGCAGAUCUAUGAGUUUGAAGCCAUCCUGGAGCUGGAGUCCCAGGUAGUUGUGAGCUGCUAGUGUGGGUGCUGGGACCCAACCUCAGGUCCUCUUAGAAUAGCACACACUCUGACCACUAUGCCAGAUCUCCAGCCCCAAAUGUGUCUGUUACUGUUUGUUUUGGGUUUGUUUUUGGACAUAGAGUAUCUUCUUGUAAGCCUAGCUGUCCUGGGAUUCAAUAUGUAAAUAAGGCUAGCCUCUAACUCACAGAGAUCCACCUGCCAUCCCUUUUCCUACCCCAAAUGAUAGGGAUUGAAGGUGUGUGCUAUCAUGCCAGGCUCCAAAUAUGUUCUUUUUUAAAAAAUGUAUUAUAGCUACAUUUGAAAAGUACUACAAGGUGCUGAGACAGCAACUUUCUCUCCCUCUCUCUCUCUCUCUCUCUCUCUCUCUCUCUCUCUCUCUCUGUGUGUGUGUGUGUGUGUGUACAGGUACGUGUGUACUUGUAUACUUAUUACAAUAAAGGUUAAGAACAAUGUAUAAACUAGGUGUGGUAGCGCACAUCUUUAAUCCUAUCACUUGGGAUGCAGAGUCUGAUGGGUUCAAAGCAAACCUGGUCCAUAUAGCAAGUUCCAGGGCAGCCAGGACUACAUAAAGAAACCCUGUCACAAACAGCAAAUAUAUGUAUAGAUUCACUUUUUAAAGGGGGGGAUUUCAUCUAUAAAGAUGUAAACUUUAUUUAAAAAUAAACUUCAUUUGAGCUCUU